AUUUGGGGCCCCUUCCAUCUGUCCCUCGCCGAGACUCCGCAGUGGAAAUGCCGCAGAGCAUAUAAAUAGCAGCGAAUUGAGAUGAACUGUGCACAGUCUAGAUUUUACUUUCUUCCACUCCGCCAUAUUUCUCGUGUGAAGACGAAAGUGCGCUCCGGCGAUCAUCCUCACCAUCUCUGGAAUAAUCGAGUCGCUUCUGUGGAUUUUUUUUUGCCCUGCGAGAGACACAAUGAAAGUCUUGAUCGUUUUCGCUCUGUGCCUGGUGGCAUUGUCGACCGGCGAGGAGGCGCGGAGAUUCGCCCGCCAAGCGUCCUUCGGACAGCCACAGCCGCAGGCCUUCCAGCAGCUGCACCAGCAACAGAGGGCGGCGCGCCAGCAGCAGCCGCAACAGCCACAGCAGCCGCUGGCCGAGGAGAGGCAGGCGCGCGAGUACAGCCAGCAGCCGCAGCAGAACCAGCUGCUGCGCCAGGAGACCACCACGUGGAUCCCCAUCCUGAAGUACAACAAGGAGCAGGGCAACGACGGCAGCUACAAGACCCAAUGGGAGACGGGCAACAACAUCGUGGCCGAGGAGACGGGCUUCCUCAAGGACUUCAACGAGAACACGCCGAACGGCGUUCUCGUGCAGCAGGGCAGCUACAGCUACACAGCCCCCGAUGGCCAGCUCGUGAACGUUCACUACACAGCCGAUGAGGGUGGCUUCAGAGCCACUGGCGACCACAUUCCCACGCCGCCACCAAUCCCGGAGGAGAUCCAGAAGGGCCUGGAGCAGAUCUACGAGGGCAUCCGCCUGCAGCAGGAGCGAGAAGCCAAGGAGGCCAAGGAGAACCCAGCCGAGUAUGCCAAGAAGCAGGAAGAGCGCGCCAGGCUCAACUUCAACGGGCAGUACUACCAGAACUAGAUAAUCGCCCAGCACUCCUCCACAAACCACUCCUCCCCAAUCCCCAGCAAUAGCGUCGAAUUGUUUUCUAUGAAAGACUGUGAUUUACACAAUGAAUUUGAAUGCCAUCCUGGAUAAAAACUCGGUGAGAAAUAAAUGUACCU
Molecule: messenger RNA, 1044 nt
Organism: Phlebotomus argentipes
Lineage: Eukaryota; Metazoa; Arthropoda; Insecta; Diptera; Psychodidae
Gene: Cpr49Ah
Product: endocuticle structural glycoprotein SgAbd-2
Exons: 3
Coding region: 230-901 (223 amino acids)
Cellular component (GO): chitin-based extracellular matrix
Molecular function (GO): structural constituent of chitin-based larval cuticle
Source: RefSeq, a predicted model, not a curated record